AUGUCGUUCCGCCCGCGCCUCGAGCGCGUCCAGCAGCUCCAGCAGCUCGCAGAGAACCGCGAGAAGAACCUCGUGCCCGUGUACGUGGAUGCAGUCGCAGACCUGGACACGCCCGUGAGUGUCCUCCUCAAGCUGCGCGCGCGCCAGACGCACUCGUUUCUGCUCGAGUCCGUCGCGCCGGGGGAAAAGAUCGCGCGCUAUUCGUUCAUUGGCGCUGGUCCGCUGCACGUAUUGGCGACGGGCAAAGGACAGGACGUUGAAGGCGACCCACUGGUGUACCUGGAGAAGGAGAUGCAGCGCUUUCGGACCGUGACGCUGCCGGAGCUCAACGUGCCCAUGACGGGCGGCGCUGUGGGCUACUGCGCUUUCGACGCGAUUCGCCAUUUCGAGCCCACGAUUGCGCCGUUUGUGGACGCGCAAAAGGACGUGUUGAACGUGCCUGAGAGUCUGUUUAUGUUUUUUGAUACGAUUGUGAUCUUUGAUCACGUGUUUCACUCGCUCAAGAUUGUGUCGCACUGUCGAUUGGACACACACGAUUUGGCUGCAGCGUAUCGAGAAGCGACCGAGAAAAUCGCGGCUGUGAGUGCUGCGCUAGAGAACCGGCUGGCGUAUUCGCCUAGUGUUGCGCGUGACAAGGAUACACAGGAAGUGUCCACGAUUGACUUGGAAGCCGCCUCGAACGUGGGCAAAGCGGGGUACAUGGACUUUGUCGAGAAACUCAAGCAGCGUAUUGUUGAUGGUGAUAUCUUUCAGGCAGUGCCGUCGCAUCGUCUGGCUGCAGACCUUCCAAAGGGCGUGACCGCGCUGGAUUUGUACCGCCAAAUGCGCGCCAUUAACCCGUCGCCGUAUAUGUUUUACCUCGACAUGGGGGAAGAUUUUCAGAUUGUCGGUGCGUCGCCAGAGAUGCUGGUCAAAGUAGACCACGCCCGCGUCGUGGAGACACACCCGAUAGCUGGAACUCGUCACCGUGGUGCUGACGACGCGGAAGACGACGCGCUGGUGAAGGACCUGCUUGCUGACGAGAAGGAGCGUGCUGAGCAUAUAAUGCUGGUGGAUCUGGGUCGCAACGAUGUUGGUCGAGUGGCCAAGCCAGGCUCUGUCCGGGUCGAGCGUCUUAUGCAGAUUGAAAAGUACUCGCACGUGAUGCAUAUCGUUUCCGUCGUCAAGGGAGACCUACGGGAGGAUCGAACGGUGUAUGACGCGUAUCGUGCCAUGUUCCCUGCUGGUACGCUGUCUGGCGCCCCCAAAGUGCGUGCUAUGGAGCUCAUUUGCUCGCUCGAGACCGAGCGACGUGGCGUCUACUCUGGCUCUGUGGGCUACUUUAGUUUCUCCGGAUUCCUGGACACAGCGAUUGCCAUUCGCACGAUGGUGGUCAAAGACGGCAAGGUCUACUCGCAGGCGGGCGGUGGCAUCGUGUACGACUCUGACCCGCAGGCCGAGUACAUGGAGACGGUGAACAAGUUGGGCUCAGCCAUCAAGACUUUGGAGAAGUGCGCUGCACACAUGGCACCAACUGCCCAUUAA
This is a messenger RNA of Hyaloperonospora brassicae, 1524 nucleotides long. The record is from the annotation of a GenBank genome assembly. Lineage: Eukaryota; Oomycota; Peronosporomycetes; Peronosporales; Peronosporaceae.